GCGGGGUUUAGCGUGGCACCAGGGGGCCGGGCGCAGGCGCUGACGUUCCGUUAGUGGCGUUGGGGUCUGGCUGCGGUGGCGGUGCUUUCUCCUCUGCCCACGGGGACCGGCUCCGGCUGGACGCCAGCCAGCUCUUGCCGCCGCCUCGGCCGCGAUGGGGGCGCAGGACCGGCCGCAGUGCCACUUCGACAUUGAGAUCAACCGGGAGCCGGUUGGUCGCAUUAUGUUUCAGCUCUUCUCAGACAUAUGUCCAAAAACAUGCAAAAACUUCCUUUGCCUAUGCUCAGGAGAGAAAGGCCUUGGGAAAACAACUGGGAAGAAGUUAUGUUAUAAAGGUUCUACGUUCCAUCGUGUGGUUAAAAACUUUAUGAUUCAGGGUGGGGACUUCAGUGAAGGUAAUGGAAAAGGUGGAGAAUCAAUUUAUGGUGGAUAUUUUAAAGAGAAUGUGGUCUUUUGCAAAAUGAAAAGAUGAAAACUUUAUUCUCAAACAUGACAGAGCGUUCCUUUUGUCAAUGGCAAAUCGAGGGAAACAUACCAAUGGUUCCCAGUUUUUCAUAAAGAGUGUUACACCGUGCGCUCCAAAGGUAAUGUCUCAUUACUCUAAGGCUCUCUCUCUUUCUUUCUUUGCCUUUAUCUCUUUAAUUCUAUUGUUAUGUGCAUUGAAACAUUUUAAGAAAAAAAACUUUCGCUUUAUCUGUAUAGCAGCAGUACAUGUAAAACAAAUGCCUUUUAUUUUUCAUGGUUAAUCCUGGGAACUAUAUUUUAACUUCAGUGGCUUGUUUCCGCCAAGUUCCUGCACAUCUUCUGGGUGGGGAGUGGGGUUACAGUUUAUAGUAUGGUUUUAGUUCUCAUUUCAGUGUGGAAUUAGUCAUUUCUUUAUAAGGGCAAAAGCUUCUCUGAUAAUGGUAUAAAACUGUAGAUUGUUUUUGGAGUAGCAGUGACACUUGUCAAUUUCUAGGAUUUAUAAGGCUUAAAUACCUUGGACACGUUUUUUUAAAGUAGAUUCAGGAGUUGGGGAAACUGAGAAAUCGCUGUCUCUAAGUAGAAGAGAAAAUGGAAAUGCAUACAUAUUGAAAGGUUUUAUAAUCUGAAAUGUUCUUUGUGGUUUUUUCUCUUUUUUAGGUAUGUUUUCAUAAGCAUAUAUAAAUUUAAACAUUUAUGAUAGCCUCUGGCCUUCACUUACUGAGCAUGGGCCACCAUUGCAUAGCUCUUUAAACAGCUCCUUUGAAGAUCAAUGCAAUUUUUUUUUAAAUUGAAAGUUUUGAAAUAGUAAGAGUUCGUGGGAUGAGCUCUCUGCCUCUCUGAAUAGAAUUGAAUAGUCUAGACGGUGCAUAUUCUUUCUCCCCACCCUUUUGUAACCCUCUUUGGCUAAUGUCCUCUGUUCGUCCCUGUAUUAGCCCAGUGCCAGUAAACCUGCUUUACAUUGGGAUUUCUACCCCUGGAAUAUCGGUGGAGAACUCCAGAGGGCUUCUUUUUGUUAAAUAUUUAGUAUUCUUAAUAUGUAAUCUAAUCUAAUUAAAGUACGUACAGACUUACAUUUCUGUAUCUUGAGUUGCAGAUCCAAGUAAUGCACUUAAAUCAUUCACAUCAGGUUUAGGCACCGUGGGCAGCCUGAGUUGUCCUUGAAAGAAAGAGUCGUUUCUGUCUUUGUUUUCUGCGCUACUACAACAAAAGACCAAGUUUGCCUAUUCUUGGCAGUUUUCAUUCGAAUUAAAAACUAAACUUUAAUGUCAUAAUGAUAGCUAUUCCAUCCUUAAAUUGAGUCUCAAGUAGUAUGUUGCUGCAUCACUACACUGCUCUGGAAUGUUUUAUUUCAGCGUGUGCUCCAAAGGUUUGCCAUAAGGUAGUUUUUACAACCUUUCUAUUAGCCAAGAUGAAUUGGGCUCUUCAUGUUUUAGAAAAAUGUGUAGGCUUUCCCCAAUACUACAAGAUCUGUGAGUUAUGGGAAAAAGGAUCAGGGAAGGAGAAGGGAUAUGUCUCAUCAGGAAACCAUACAUUGUUUUUACUUCUACAUAUUUGGGCUGAUUCCUUAGACACUGUAGAAAAAUUUUACUUUUUUAAAAGCAUUUUUGGCUGGGCGUGGUAGCUCAUGCCUGUAAUCCUAGCACUUUGGGAGGCAGAGGCAGGCGGAUCCAGCCUGGCCAACAUGGUGAAAUCCCAUCUCUACUAAAAAUAUAAAAAUUAGCCGGGCGUGAUGGCGCAUGCCUGUAAUCCCAGCUACUUGGGGGCUGACACAGGAGAAUCACUUGAACCUGGGAGGUAGAGGUUGCAGUGAGCCAAGAUCGUGCCAUCACACUCCAGCCUGGGCAACAGAGCAAGACUCCAUUUCAAAACAAAUAAAUAAAUAAGUACUCUGUACAUCUUUCAUAUAAUGGAAUCACUGUCUAGCUUCUGUACUAAUUUCUUGUCUUCAGUGUACUUUGGUAAAGCUUUAUAGUUAAAGCACAUUUCUCUCUUAAAGUUACCAUCCAAAGUGGUUUCUAGGUGCUAGUUUAGUGGUUUAAACACUAGUGGCUCACUAAUUCAUUAGUUUUUGUUUUCUUUUUCUUUCUUUCUUUUUUUUUUUUUUUUUGCUGCCUGUUUUUAUUUUUAUAAUUACAUUAGCCUGAAUUUCCACUUUUCACUCUUCUAAGGAAUAUUUGAUAUUUGUGGUUUUAAAACUUAGUAUUUCUUUUAAAAUUCUGGGACUUCUUAAGUUGACAUUUUACUUUUUAAAAAUUAAAUUAUGUAGUGCUCUUACAGAACUUAAUAUUCUUAAUGUAAGUAUAAGCAUUACAAAUCCUUGUACAAUAAAGAUUUUUAGCAUUGUUAUGGUUAAAAACUGGGUUUUGUUCACUCACAUGUCUUAAAAUUGCUUUAAAAUGAAUGUAAAAAUUUAUGUGGGAGCUUCUAGUACAGUUGACUGCUUUAACAUGGCCUGACAUCUAGUGAUAUUUUUUUCUCUCUCAGAUUUGUUUUCUAUCUCUUAAAUAUCUAUUUCUCAUUCUUAUAAAUCAAGACGCUUGUGGUGUAUAAUUCUGAGUCUAAUUCUCUGCUUUUGAAUAACUAGCUUGGGUUCAAAAUAUCUUAACCAGAUAUACCCUGUAGAUUGUCUGACCAUUGGUGACUGUAGAAGAAGCCGGUUGGGUGUUUUCUGGGCCAUGGAAAUUUAAAAUGCCUGUAAUGUUAGCCAUCAUUACUUUGCUAUCAGAAUGGUUGGCCAAUUGCAGCUUUUCUCCCUAUCGCAUUUUCAGUUGCUGUGUCAGAGCUUCACCUUGGGUGAAGGAAGGGGGGCAGGAAGUUCUGGAAACAGAGCUCCAAGGCCUACCUCUGUCUGCCUGCCUAAAAAUGCAGACUGAGUCAAUAUGAGACAUCACAAAUAGGAAAACUUUUACACGUGUGGGGCAAAUGUUAAUCACAUUUUCUUUCCAUAGGGCAAAUAAGAAGUGCUUUUCUUAUUUAAUUAUGCUGAUACAUUUUGAGGGUUUUUAAAAGUAUUUUGUUUUGUUUUAGAUUUGAGAGUAACUUUAAUUUUUAUGUGUAUUCAUGCUAAAUAUUUAUGGAUAUAAGUCAAACCUAUUUCAUAUAUUGUGUAUACGUACAUAUAGUCUAAUAGAGAUGACUGUGAGGUUUUUUUUUUUUAAUUAGUAAAAUGGCUACUAUUGCUGUUUUGGGGGUCUUUAAGGUUAGAUGUAUAUCAUGUUUAACUUUUUCCCUUAUCUUUUUUAUCUUUACUUCUCUGUUCUCUACAUGCUGUGUUUAAACCUUUCUGCUCUCUUCACCCGAACACACCGUGUUUGACAUCAUCUUUGUGUUGAUGUUUAUUACAUAGUACCACAAAGCCUGCUCCACACCUGGAUGGGGUGCAUGUCGUCUUUGGACUGGUUAUUUCUGGUUUUGAAGUAAUCGAACAAAUUGAAAAUCUGAAAACUGAUGCUGCAAGCAGACCAUAUGCAGAUGUGCGAGUUAUUGACUGCGGGGUACUUGCCACAGACUCCGUGAAAGAUGUUUUUGAGAAAAAAAGGAAGAAACCAGCUCAUUCAGAAGACUUGGAUUCCUCCUCCAAUUCCUCUUCCUCUUCAGAAUCAUCUUCAGAAAGUGAAAUUGAACAUGAGAGAAGCAGAAGGAGGAAACAUAAGAGGAGGCCAAAAGUUAAACGUUCUAAAAAGAGGCGAAAGGAAGCAAGCAGUUCAGAAGAACCAAGGAAUAAACAUGUAAUGAGCCCAAAAGGUCACUCUGAGAGGAGUGAUACCAAUGAAAAAAGGUCAGUUGAUGCCAAUGCUAAAAGGGAAAAACCUGUGGUUCGCCCUGAAGAAAUUCCUCCAGUGCCUGAGAACCGAUUUUUACUGAGAAGAGAUAUGCCUGUUGUUACUGCGGAACCUGAACCGAAGAUUCCUGAUGUUGCACCCGUUGUAAGUGAUCAGAAACCAUCUGUAUCAAAGUCUGGACGGAAGAUUAAAGGAAGGGGCACAAUUCGCUAUCACACACCUCCAAGGUCAAGAUCCUGUUCUGAGUCAGAUGAUGAUGACAGCAGUGAAACACCUCCUCACUGGAAAGAGGAAAUGCAGAGAUUACGAGCAUACAGACCACCUAGUGGAGAAAAAUGGAGUAAAGGAGAUAAGUUAAGUGACCCCUGUUCAAGCCGAUGGGAUGAAAGAAGCUUGUCCCAGAGAUCAAGAUCAUGGUCCUAUAAUGGAUAUCAUUCAGACCUUAGUACAGCAAGACACUCUGAUGGCCACCAUAAGAAACGCAGAAAAGAGAAAAAAGUUAAGCAUAAAAAGAAAGGGAAAAAGCAGAAACAUUGCAGAAGACACAAACAAACAAAGAAGAGAAGGAUUCUUACGCUGUCUGACAUAGAAUCCUCAAAAUCUUCCACUCGAAGAAUGAAAUCCUCUUGUGAUAGAGAAAGGAGUUCUCGUUCUUCCUCAAUAUCGUCUCAUCACUCAUCAAAGAGAGACUGGUCUAAAUCUGAUAAGGAUGUUCAGAGCUCUUUAACCCAUUCCAGCAGAGACUCAUACAGAUCGAAAUCUCACUCACGGUCCUACUCUAGAGGAAGCUCAAGAUCAAAGACUGCAUCGAAGUCCUCACAUUCUCGAAGUAGAUCGAAAUCCAGAUCUAGUUCCAAGUCUGGGCACCAAAAGAGAGCAUCAAAAUCACCAAGAAGAACAGCUUCUCAGUUAAGUGAAAAUAAACCAGUUAAAACAGAACCUUUAAGAGCAACCAUGGCCCAAAAUGAAAAUGUAGUAGUACAGCCUGUUGUAGCAGAAAAUAUUCCUGUAAUACCACUGAGUGACAGUCCCCCCCCUUCAAGAUGGAAGCCUGGACAGAAACCUUGGAAGCCCUCUUAUGAGCGAAUUCAGGAAAUGAAAGCUAAAACAACCCACUUGCUGCCCAUCCAAAGCACUUACAGUUUACCAAAUAUUAAAGAGACUGGUAGCUCAGCAUCCUACCAUAAAAGAGAAAAAAAUUCAGAAAGUGAUCAGAGCACGUAUUCAAAAUACAGUGAUAGAAGUUCAGAAAGCUCACCAAGGUCAAGGAGCAGAUCUUCUAGGAGUAGAUCUUAUUCCAGAUCAUAUACAAGGUCACGUAGUCUAGCUAGUUCACAUUUAAGGUCUAGGUCUCCAUCAUCUAGAUCUCAUUCACGAAGUAAAUACAGUGAUCAUUCACAGUGUAGUAGAUCAUCUUCAUAUACUUCUGUUAGCAGUGAUGAUGGAAGACGAGCUAAGAGGAAACUUAGAUCCAGUAGGAAAAAAAACAGCGUUUCACAUAAAAGGCACAGCAGCAGCUCUGAAAAGACACUUCACAGUAAAUAUGUGAAAGGUAGAGACAGGUCUUCAUGUCAGAGAAGGUAUAGUGAGAGCAGAUCAUCUUUAGACUAUUCUUCAGACAGUGAGCAGUCAAGUGUUCGGGCUACACAGUCAGCCCAAGAAAGAGAGAAGCAGGGCCGAAUGGAAAGAACACAUAACAAACAAGAAAAAAACAGAGGUGAAGAGAAAUCCAAGCCUGAACGGGAAUGCCCUCAUUCAAAAAAAAGAACUUUGAAAGAGAAUCUUUCUGAUCACUUUAGAAAUGGCAGUAAGCCCAGAAGGAAGAAUUAUGCUGGGAGUAAAUGGGACUCUGAGUCAAAUUCAGAACGAGAUGUAGCUAAAAACAGUAGAAAUGACUCGCAGCCAUCCUCUGACAAGGAGGAAGGUGAGGCCACAUCCGAUUCCGAAUCAGAGGGUAGUGAAAUUCACAUCAAAGUCAAACCCACAACAAAGUCGUCCACACAUACCUCACUGCCUGAUGAUAAGGGCGCUUGGAAAUCAAGCAGACAGCGCACAUCAACCUCUGAUUCUGAGGGAUCUUGUUCCAAUUCUGAAAGCAGUAGAGGAAAGCCACAAAAGCACAAACAUGGGUCAAAGGAAAAUCUUAAAAGAGAACACACCAAAAAAGUGAAAGAGAAAUUGAAAGGGAAAAAAGACAAAAAGCACAAGGCUCCAAAGCGAAAGCAAGCAUUUCACUGGCAGCCUCCACUAGAAUUUGGUGAAGAGGAGGAGGAGGAGAUUGAUGACAAGCAGGUUACUCAGGAGUCAAAAGAGAAAAAGGUUUCUGAAAACAGUGAAACCGUAAAAGAUAAUAUUCCAGAAACAGAGAAAUCACGUGAAGAGGGCAGCCUUUCAGGUAAACAUAAUACAGCGACUCUUUCAUCAGAUCCUGAUCAGUUUACUAAAGAUGAUAAUAAACUCAGCAUUUCUCCCACAGCUUUAAAUACCGAGGAAAAUGUGGCCUGUUCGCAAAGCAUUCAGCAUGUUGAAGAACGUGUUCCCAAUGGAGUAGAAGAUGUGCUUCAAACAGAUGACAACAUGGAGAUCUGUACUCCUGAUAGGAGUUCCCCCGCAAAGGUAGAGGAGGCUUCCCCUCUGGGAAACGCACGCCUUGAUACCCCAGAUACAAACGUCGUUCUGAAGCAGGAUAUGGCAGCAGGACAUCCUGCAGCAGUGGUAGUAAAACAGGAAAGCAGCGUGUCUGAAAGUAAAGUGCUGGGUGAAGUGGGGAAACAGGACAGUGGCUCUGCUGGCUUGGCUAGUGCUGGAGAAAGUUCCGGGAAGAAGGAGGUGGCUGAGAAGAGCCAGGUCAACCUCAUUGAUAAGAAAUGGAAGCCCCUGCAAGGUGUGGGGAACCUGGCAGCACCCACUGCUGCCACAUCCAGUGCUGUGGGAGUUAAGGCGUUGACCACUGUGGCCGAAGUGAAACCACAAGGCUUGAGAAUAGAAAUUAAAAGCAAAAAUAAAGUUCGGCCUGGGUCUCUCUUUGAUGAAGUAAGAAAGACAGCGCGCUUAAACCGUAGACCAAGAAAUCAGGAGAGUUCAAGUGAUGAGCAGACGCCCAGUCGGGAUGGUGACAGCCAGUCCAGGAGUCCGAGUAGAUCUCGAAGCAAGUCUGAAACCAAAUCGAGACACAGAGCAAGGUCUGUCUCCUACAGUCAUUCAAGAAGUCGGUCGAGAAGUUCCACGUCUUCUUAUCGAUCAAGAAGCUACUCUAGAAGUCGGAGCAGAGGAUGGUAUAGCAGAGGCCGAACCAGAAGCCGGAGCAGUUCCUACCGGAGUUACAAAAGUCACAGGACGUCCAGCAGGAGCAGAUCCAGGAGCAGCUCAUAUGAUCCCCACAGUCGGUCCAGCAGGUCCUACACCUACGACAGUUACUACAGCAGGAGCCGGAGUCGAAGCAGAAGCCCGAGAAGCGACAGCUACCACCGAGGCAGAAGCUACAAUCGGCGGUCCAGGAGUUGUAGAUCAUACGGCUCUGACAGUGAAAGUGACCGAAGUUACUCUCAUCACCGGAGCCCCAGUGAAAGCAGCAGAUAUAGUUGAAAGGUCCUUUUUUUGGAUACAAAUUAUAUCUUAUUUGUAAAUAUCUGGCAACUUAAAAACUUAAGAAACUUAAUAACAGUCUGUUGUUCUAUUUCAAUAUCAGAGGUGAAUUUGAAAGAUAGACACUUCUUAAUUGUUACUCCUUCAUUUACAUGUGUGCAGAAGAAUUUAAAAUACAGAUAGGUCUCCUAAAAAUAUUUUUAUGCCACAUUUUACAGUAGCCAACUAUGGAAAUGAACUUCAUUUUCUUGAAUCAAGAAAUCGUGAAAUUUAUCUAAGUAUAAUUUACAAUAUUAUUUUAAGACUAUUUCUCUAUUUCACGUAUUCCUUAGAAUACAGAUCCGUUUUGCCUGUUUUUCCGGUUUUAGCAUAUAUGCUGCCAAGCAUAGAACUGUGAAUGAGAACUGUUAAAGGCGGCCAAAUAUUUAUAUACUGAUUACAUCAAGUCUUGUACAUAUGUGCUCUAAAAACAAACCACCCAGAACUGAUACUGUGAGUAGCCAGGAGUAUAAGGCAGGGGCUCUGGGGUUCUUAAUUCAUUCCUAACUUCUUUGAUAUUUCGCAGGAUGAGGAAAGUGGCCAUCAUACAUCCCACACAGCCUGUAUUACUUCAGGCUUGUGGGCAAGGUUAAGAAGAAUCAAUCAGCCUUAACUAUAAAUACCUACACUGUCUCCAAGGAUUUACUAUUUUACAUUCUUUUUAAUCAAUACCGAUCAGAAGUCUAGGUUAUAAAGACAAUUCUAUUCCACUUCAUGUUUUGGUGCUUGGUAACUUUUGGUGCCUCUUUAAGCAUCACUCUUAUAUUAAAACAGCAUAAAAGAGAAAAAUGAAAUUCAAAAAAAUCACUGGCACCAAAAAUGGUUUAUUCUGAGCUGUCUUCACUUUAUUUGGGGGGCUUCUCUCAAGUACAGGUGUGGGUUGGGGUACCUAGAGCAGACAGGAUUGGCAGCAGGAGAUGUUGGCCGCUCAGGUCUGCUGCGUGUGUGUGCCUCUGGAAGAGUGAAGAACGGACUCAAAAGGAACACCAAAAUCUGCCCGCCAGCAUCCUGGAGACCUUUUGCAGGGCUUUCACGUCCUUCACGUCCAGGAUAUUACAGCGGCAGCUGACCUGUCGCAACCGGCACGUUCUUCCUGUUGCUGUGACCUGCAGCUGACUCGAUGAAGCCUUGUUUAACCCGACCCAGGUGCAAGAGACAGGGCAAGGGGGAUAGACGGGGUGGCAUAAAUCACAUGUUUUCAUGGCUUUGGGUGGUUCCUCCACAAAUAAUUUGACCUGUAAAAACUAGUCUGUGUUUUUUUUUUUUAAACUUCACUUUGAAUUUGUUCCCCAAGUGUACUUAAUCACCUUAGUGCCAGUUUAAUCCAGUUAUGCAGAAGAAAUUAAUAUUGGAUACCUGAUGUAGAAAUUGGCACCACCCUACCACAGGCCUUGUCUGGUGUAUUUGGGAAGUGGGAAAGAGCCCUCAGUUGGAGGGAGCUGACAACCAUUGGUGGAGGAAGGGUGCCCUUGGAUGUAUUAAAAUUAUCACCCAAAGAAGGUAUGAAAACAGGGUAAGGUGGUCAGUUGUUUGCCAGGUCAGUAGACAGAAGUACAUAAGAAAACAGGACUUAGGCCAAACGAACAAUACUAGAUUCUGAAUACAAAAGAGUGUGAUUUAUAUUAAAGGUUGCCUGCAAAGGACAAUGUUACUACUACUCAGCAGGAAGAAAUGCAUUCAGAGCCCAAGCAGAAACUGCCAGAUCUAAUUAGGUUAAGAAAAGUUACCUUUGUCUGUUGCUGUGUGACACAUCACCCCAAAUUUAGCGGUUUAAAGCACCACCCAUUUAGCAGUUCUGUAACUUGUGGUUCUGGCGCAGUGUGACUAUAUUCUCUGCUCAGGGUCUCACGGGGCUGAAAUCGAGGGUUGGCAGGACAGCGUUCCUUCAUGGAGGCUCCGGGGAAGAGUCUGCUUCCGGGCCCAUUUAGGCUGUUGGCAGAAUCCAGUUCCUAGCGGGCUCAGCUGGGCGUCCCUCUCACCUCCUCAGGGCUGCCUGCAUUCCUCCUCGUGUGGUCCCUCCAGCUUCCAGCCGGCCUUCGCGUCCCGCUCUUGCUCAUGCUUCAUGUCUCUGUCCCGUCCUCUGUUUUAGGGGCAUGUGAUUAACUCAAGCCCACAGAUAUGUUUUAAGGUCGAUUGUGCACAGCACAUCAUUGCAGGAGUGCCGUCUCAUCAUGUUCACGGGCUCCGGACAGUAGCUCACUGAAAGGGGGAGGGGCAUUUUUGAAUUCUGCCUGCCACAGGCAGUAACUGCCCGUCUCAGCGGUGGGUGGAAUUUUAUCCAGAAAAGAUAGUCCCUAGAAGCCUCAUUUCUUUUCUCCAUGGGAAAGGACAGCCCUCUGCUGCCACGUUCAACUUGUAUGUUUACUGACAGAAUGAACUACAAAAAUAGCUUUUCUUCCUAAAGGGGAUUAUUGUAUAUUUUGAAGUUAUUUUUUAAUAAAAUUGAAUUAUGUUGUGUAUUGUGCUUCUUAAUAGGAAAUGCAUUAUUGGACUGUUUUUGUACCAUCCUGUUCAUUGCUAGUAUUGCUCAAAAACUCUAUGAAAUACUUUUGUACAUAUUAGCAAUGUCUAAUUUGUAUACGAUUCAGUUUAAUUUCCCUAAAACUUGAAAGGGGACCUUGUAGAAAUUAAAGUAUAUACUUAGUCUAAGUC
This is a messenger RNA of Sapajus apella (tufted capuchin), 10523 nucleotides long. RefSeq names its product natural killer cell triggering receptor (gene NKTR). Bases 4197 to 7832 code for a protein of 1211 amino acids. Gene Ontology annotation, biological process: protein peptidyl-prolyl isomerization; protein folding. Gene Ontology annotation, cellular component: nucleus. The record is from RefSeq and is a predicted model, not a curated record. The transcript has 18 exons. Gene Ontology annotation, molecular function: peptidyl-prolyl cis-trans isomerase activity. Lineage: Eukaryota; Metazoa; Chordata; Mammalia; Primates; Cebidae.